AUGGACGCCAGACGGUGCGUUCUCGCGACUGCGCUUCUGCUCCUCGUGCUCUCCGCGUUCGCCGUCACGGUCACGGAGGCGAAGAGAAAUCGCGGGAGCAACCAGAAGCUCUCCUAUCUCGACCAGGCCACGAAAGAUUCAAGAACUGCUCAGAACGACGUCGCGUACGCGCAGAAACAAGCUGACCAAUUUUCAACGAAAGCGACUGCUGCGGUGGCCGCAGCGACACAAACGGAGACGGACGAAGCAACCGCGAAGGGAGACUACGAAACCAAGCUUGACGCGCUGGCGACAGCGGCGGGCGCGUUCCCCCCUCUCGACUACGCGCAGACGAAGGCGGAAGACUGGGCGGCUCUCGCUACGAAGAAACACAACGCGGCUGUAGCGCGGCUCGCUCUUGCAACCAAGUACCAAACGUCUGCGACAGCCCUUUCCGUGCUGGUCGACGCCGCGGCGACCGCCGCCACAACCGGAUUGACCGCCGCUACGACCGACCUCACCGACGCGAGCACCGCCGCGACGGCCGCCGCCACAGCCGCCGACGCGAGCCCGACGUCCGCGCUACGCGCCGCGGCCGCCGCGAAGUAUGCCGUCGUGACUGCCGCGGAUGCCGAAGUUACAGCGGCCACUACAGACGAAGCAUCAACCAAGACGGAGAAGGACACCGCAGAUUCGGACCUUACAGCGGCGAAUACGGCGCUGGCGACGGCGCAACAGGCGUUCGAUUCCGCCAAAACAGAUUACGACAACUCGAAGCGCCUGUACGAAACGGCCAAGUCGUACACGAGCGCGGCGCGCAGCAACGAGCUGGAACUGCUCUCGAAGAACCGCGCUGCGCAGAUUAAGCUGAUAGGGAACUCGAUUAUCAGCGCCAAGGCGUCCCGCCGGCUCGUUUCGACGAUCACGAGCGAGACGAAGAACAACCGCGCGCCGUGGCAGCAAAAAGCGGCGAGCAUGGCGGCGACAAAUCCGGACGCGCUCACGGAAAUGAGCGAGAUCGUGGCGUCGAGCAAGCUCCCUGGCAACGCGCUGUGA
Messenger RNA from Closterium sp. NIES-65, 1035 nucleotides. Lineage: Eukaryota; Viridiplantae; Streptophyta; Zygnematophyceae; Desmidiales; Closteriaceae. The record is from the annotation of a GenBank genome assembly.